AUGGUAGGUGCUUUUCAUGGGCAUGCUCAUAACCGACACUGCCAAUUGGACUGGCACCCAAUGUAUAUUGAUGGCACUGGCCAUACGGAGGGCAAGGGGUGCGAGCAUGUGUUUGUGUCUUCAAAUGAACUUGCACAAAGCACAAGGCAUGCAUCUGCAUUCCACCAACACCAGACCAUUGAAGAACAUUUCGCAUUCUGGGACGAUGACAAAUAUGCUGCAUUAACACUAACGUCAAUUGAGACCCUUACAGCUGAACUAUCCAUUUUGAAAGACACUCUUGGCUUAACCAAUGUGGAUCUUAUUCAAUUUCACUCCCAAGAAAGGUUGUAUCUUGACAACCUGAAGGAACCACCUCUGAAAGAAAUUCUUCACAUUCACUAUGUUCAAGUCCUAUGUGAAUUGGCUGAGCAAAGAUCCGAGUGGGAUUUGGCACAUGAAGCUGCAAAUCAAGUGCUGACCACUAUUGCAGCCAGUGAUCUCAGCCAAAUAUUGGCUGCUCUGUCUCAGGCCAGGAUUUGCAUUGAUAGUGGGUAUGCUAAACUACAGAACACAGAAGCCUUAACUGCACAUAUGGAGAUUCAACUUGGAAUUGAAGAAUGCUGGGAGAUCGGGGGUGACACUUAUAAUCAAUAUGAACAGGAAGCAUCUCAGCAUCAAUAUCGCACUGCUUUAGAUGAUUUAGAAUGGCUGGUUGUCAUGCAUUUGUUCAAGCUCUCAAAACUUUCACUUUCAGGAAUGGGUGUGCAUUUGACCUUUCACUUACUUGUGUGGAGAUACUGA
Messenger RNA from Suillus subaureus, 783 nucleotides. RefSeq lists its product as uncharacterized. The record is from RefSeq and is a predicted model, not a curated record. The coding region runs from base 1 to 783 and encodes 260 amino acids. The transcript has 3 exons. Lineage: Eukaryota; Fungi; Basidiomycota; Agaricomycetes; Boletales; Suillaceae.